UGAAUAAUUUCACUGUAGCACAAUUGAAGGAGAUGAGGGAAGGUAUCUAACAGUUUUUAAGUCUAGAACAGUAAAUAAUAAUUCAACAAUAUCAAUGACGAAUUUUUUUCUUAAGCGAUAUUAUCGAGAGAAACGAUUAAGCGUUCCGGCGGAUAUUGUUCAAUACAGUUACAUAGUUCAAGAUUCAAUUUGUUACUUAGAUUUAGAAAUAUCCAAAUUUUCCACUUUUCCGAAUUACUCUACGAAUAACUCAACAGACACUGUAUCAAGAGGUGUGAUAAGCACAGAAGAGAAAUGUCGGAAAACUCUUGAAAAAAGCAGAUACCUUCUCUACAAUCUGCAUUUGGACUUGGCCAAAGGAAAAGAAUGGAAUUUAAAGGAGUGCUUGCAGAAUGAGAAUUUAUGGUUCAAUUCUUCUUUCCCUCUCAUGUCCAGAAUAUGUAUAGCAGAGGAAUUUUAUGACAAUCUUCUGUACCGAUUGAUCGAAUACGCUGUCAAGUACACUAAUCAUAAAAUAAGAGUUUUAAAAUGGUUUUUAAAACAUUUCGCAACAAAAACCUUGUUUGAAGUUCCAGCUUAUAUUAUUAAUUAUUUCGUAGAGUGCAUGCAUCCUGGAUUCAACGACUCGGAAUUCGCGAAUGAUUGCUUCAGAAAACUGAAUUUUAGAAAUUGGAUGCUUUUCUUUGAAAGGCCUGAUGGUGUUGGAAAUUUGCUUUAUCAAAUCCACCUGUUAGGCCGGAAACGAGAACAUAUUCGAUGGAGUUAUUUCUUCAUAGAACGAUGUCUUGUACAUCCGUCUCUCCUGUACGUUAAUGAUGUUUUAAAGUUUAGUGACGCUCUUAGCUUCCGCAGUAACAUACAUAAUUAUUUGCUACGCAGAGUUUUAAGAAAUUUUCGUAGUUGGAGCAGACAACAAUUUUCAAGAAAUUUGAGAGAAAAGAGAAGGAUGAGUUGGAGAACUCGACAAAGAACUAGUCUGCUGCUGCAAUUGUUUUGGAUUCACCAGAACAUUUUUGAAACCAAUACUGCCGCGUCUGAAGCCUUGCGUUUGGUGUGGAAUUCAGUACCUGAUGCUCAUUUGAGUAGUGAAGAAAUCAAUGAUAUUUUCAAAAAUAUAUUAAACUCGAAUGAGAUUGUUAAUCUUUACAAGUUUUAUUCUGAAGCUGUUUGUGAGUUCCAUGCAGUUGUUGAGCCACGAUCACUGAAGCAUUAUUGCAGGAUUUCCAUACGAAAGAGCCUCUGUAGAAACAAGCAGUGGAUUCCGGAAGGUGUCCAGAGAAUUGGUUUACCAGUAAAACUCCAGUCUUUUUUAAAACUUGAAUAUUAGCUGUUUCCUUUUUAAAAUAUUUGA
This is a messenger RNA of Argiope bruennichi, 1351 nucleotides long. RefSeq lists its product as uncharacterized. Gene Ontology annotation, biological process: intracellular signal transduction. The transcript is spliced from 2 exons. Lineage: Eukaryota; Metazoa; Arthropoda; Arachnida; Araneae; Araneidae. The record is from RefSeq and is a predicted model, not a curated record. Bases 95 to 1327 code for a protein of 410 amino acids.